Lotus japonicus is the source of this 1363-nucleotide messenger RNA. RefSeq names its product nuclear pore complex protein NUP35. The transcript has 4 exons. The record is from RefSeq and is a predicted model, not a curated record. Gene Ontology annotation, biological process: NLS-bearing protein import into nucleus; nuclear pore organization; regulation of DNA-templated transcription. The coding region runs from base 167 to 1162 and encodes 331 amino acids. Gene Ontology annotation, molecular function: phospholipid binding; structural constituent of nuclear pore; single-stranded DNA binding. NCBI's taxonomy places the organism in Eukaryota, Viridiplantae, Streptophyta, Magnoliopsida, Fabales, Fabaceae. Gene Ontology annotation, cellular component: nuclear membrane; nuclear pore central transport channel; nuclear pore nuclear basket.
AAAUAAGUAAGAGAUGGUGCAUUUGCUUACUAGCGUUUUGGUUUCGGAGGGAAAUUUCCAAAACUCCAAAAUAUCUGAAUUUCCUCCGAUCCAUCCCACCACCGCCACCGCCACCGCCACCACCACCGCCAGAUAUUAACUAUUUUUCACUUAAGUAGAUAACAUAAUGAGUACCACAGUGCAAAGAACUCCAAGAAGUGGUAGACAGUCAUUAUUUUUCCAGGAUUUAGCUUCACCCAUUUCUACACGGAGGGGAAAGUUUUCUAGUCCUGGCCAGGCGGCUUCAGCGUCUGCUCUAUGGCGUGAAAACUAUGGUAGUUCGGACCUUCCUCCGCCUCCUGUUUUCACCUUGGAGGACAGAUCAGACCUUUCUCCCGAGUCGGGCAUAUUGGAUUAUCAGUUAUCCCCUGAGCCCAAGUCAGACCCUAGGACUCCAACGCAAACUUCAAAUAGGGAAUUUUCAACUCCGGGGAAAGGUAAAUCUGAGGCCAGCACAUCUUAUGCUUUAAGGGGGUUGCAGCAGAAUCAACAGAGCUCACCAGGUUUGAACUGGUGGUCACCUGCAACUGCAAAGAGUGGUGGUGAACAAGAUGAGAAGGGAAGGAGUUCACCUGUUGAGGGUGUAGUUCAGCAUGGCGCUUUGAUAACUCUUCCUCCACCACUGGAAGUUGCUAGGCCAGAGGUCCAGAGAAAUUCCUUGCCAGCUGGGAAUCUCAAUGAGGAAGAAUGGGUAACUGUAUAUGGAUUUUCUCCAUGUGAAACUAAUUUGGUUUUAAGGGAGUUUGAAAAAUGUGGCCAAGUUUUGAAACAUGUUGCUGGUCCUAGAGAUGCUAACUGGAUGCAUAUUUUAUAUCAGAAUCGAUCUGAUGCUCAAAAAGCUCUUAACAAGAAUGGAAUGCUAAUUAACGGAGUCCUAAUUGUUGGUGUGAAACCCUUGGACCCCAUGCAACGUCAAGCUUUGAAUGAAAGGCUUAACAAUCAGGGAUUUAUGCCCUUACCUCUACCUUCUGGUAGAAAUGCAGAAGCGAGCACAUCAAAAGCUCCUUCUAGACCAUAUUAUCUGCAGAAUGGCAACUCAACUGCAAGGCAGAAUGGAGGUACUAUUGCUUCCCCAACAAAAUCAUUGGUGUCCAAGAUCAUGGACUUGAUGUUUGGAGUCUAGAGUACCUGUUCUGGUGAAUCAAACUAUAUCAUUUUAUUGUGUUGUAAGCAAUGAUUUUACUCUUUCAGCUAUUCAUAUACCCUGAAGAGGUUCGGCUCGUCUUGUUUAUUGAAUUUGAGUUGGAAUGCUUACUAUUUGGAUCUCAGUUGUCACAAUUUAUGGCAUCUUAACAUUUGCAAACUUAUGGAUGAUUUUUGUGUA